AUGCAUCUGUCCCGUGUUAGCACUUCGUGUGGACAGUUUAUUGCUCCCAGAAACUGUGACCUUGGCCUCACUGGACUGAAUAGCUUUAACCACUUAGGAUCAUUGGAGCAAAAGUCCAUCAUCCUUGACACAAAUAAGCAAGGGCCAGAGGAAGAAGAACCUGAGCUGGUUGUCAGGCGCCAUGGUGUACUGCUGGACUUGGCGGGCUUUUGGUUUGUUCGUUUUCUGUUCAAAGAGUUUGGAUGGCGAGAUCCAGAGCUUCCAGAAGUUAUACAGAUGUUACAGCAUCAGUUUCCCUCAGUACAGUCCAAUGCUGCAGCCUACUUACAACACCUCUGUUUCGGAGACAAUAAAAUAAAAGCAGAGAUAAGAAGACAAGGCGGAAUACAAUUACUGGUGGACCUAUUGGACCAUCGGAUGACAGAAGUCCACCGUAGUGCCUGUGGAGCUUUGAGAAACUUGGUAUAUGGGAAGGCAAAUGAUGACAACAAAAUUGCUCUGAAAAACUGUGGUGGUAUCCCAGCAUUAGUACGGUUACUCCGCAAGACUACAGAUUUGGAAAUCAGAGAACUGGUCACAGGAGUUCUCUGGAAUCUAUCCUCCUGUGAUGCACUGAAAAUGCCAAUCAUCCAGGAUGCCCUCGCAGUGUUGACCAAUGCAGUGAUCAUCCCUCACUCUGGAUGGGAAAACUCUCCACUUCAGGAUGAUCAUAAAAUACAACUCCAUUCAUCACAGGUGCUGCGCAAUGCCACUGGGUGCCUAAG
Messenger RNA from Balearica regulorum gibbericeps (East African grey crowned-crane), 764 nucleotides. NCBI's taxonomy places the organism in Eukaryota, Metazoa, Chordata, Aves, Gruiformes, Gruidae. The record is from RefSeq and is a predicted model, not a curated record.